AUGAGCUCUUUUACGGGAAAAUUCCGGGAGUAUCCUGCAAUCUCUGCAGACAAUUUUGAGAAAGGGAAUCUUGAUAGUGUGGCAUUUUUUCUUUCUCAUUGUCACAAAGGUAUAAAGCUUAUUCGUCUUUACUAAAAUACAUGCACUGGUAAAGAUUUCCGCACAUUUUACAGUUUGCGUGCUCCAUCAUUAGUAACCUUAAAUGGGGGCCUGUACGGAAAUGUUUACCCUAGGGGCACAGAUUGAGUGAAACAAACAAAAGAAACAAACAGAAAUUGACAAACCUCGUGGGGAGAUGUUAUUGUCUACUACCUUAAUUUGUUUCUUUUGUUUUGCAUAAUCUGUGUUCUUACAUAAAGUAGUUUUUGCUCCCCUGUCCUGAUCUUCACUGUGAUUGGUCAUUACAUAAUCAACAUUUCUGAAAUUUUUUGAUGUUCAUGGUUUUCUGAGUUUGACAGUAAGAUCUCACCAAAUAUGACAUUUAUGUGGUUCUGUAUAAACAUUGGAAAGUAGGUGAAAAGGAGAGAGGUGAAAUUAUAGCAAAUUUGUUUCUUGUUUGUAUUUCACUCAGAUCAUAUGUCUGGAUUGGAUUCUUUGGCUUUCCAUGACAGACUGAUGACAAGGUAAGAGAAACCUUGGUGGAUGGUGAUUUUCCAUCUGCAAGGUGUAGAUAUUAGAUUUGAAAAUAAUGUAAUGCAGUUUGUUGUUUUGGAUAACUAGUAACUUUUGAUUAAAGCAUUUUCCACUUUCCUGUGGAAGAAAAUUAAAUAUGUUCCGAUAUCUUGCAUCUUUAACAAGUCACUGGAUUUGUGCUCAGGCCAAAAAUAUUUGCUUUCUUUGUUCACCAAGGUAACUUACGUACUGAAGGUCCUCUAGGAUCAUAACCCAUCAACAUUUUAAAGUAAAUUAAAAAUGUAAUUUAAAUUUUAAUUAAAGUAACUUCUCAAACUGUAAAUAACAAAGUACUUUAUUUUAAUGUUAAAUAUUCUUUUUCUCUCACCAGCAAAACUGUGUUUGUUUAUUGUUCUGAAACAACCCAAAAUCUGUUAAUGUGCAACCCAGCAUACAGUCACCUGAAGGAUUAUAUUGUUAGUAAAAUAAUAUUUCAUCAUCCUUUCUUUCCCAUGGAAUGAGCAUUAUAAUAAGCAUGAAUAGUCAGGAGUCAUGUCAUGUCAUAUCAUAAUAUUACAGUGACUGGAUCAAAGUCAGUCAAAUGACCAUCAGAUUCCAUUUUCAUCAUUGACAGACAAUUUAGGCAGCCUGCUGUUUGUUUGGUUGUUUGGCAAACUUUGUUUCUUACAUAGUAAACUUGUUUGUUUGGAGUAAGUCAUUUGUAAUGACCAGACUGUCCUGUACACAGCACAUGUAUAUACAUGUAGCAUUGUUUAUGGUGGAAAGUGCACUUAGCUUACCCAGCUAGUUUACAGGCACACCACUCAAAUAAUUCUCAAAUAAAUAAUCCAAAUAAAGCAUAAAAGUUGACUGAGGGUUUGAACUCAUGACGACCGAGAACAAAUCCAGCAAGUGGAAGAGCAGCACACGAACCCAGGAAUGCCGGAUUGUGGGUCCUACAUGCUGACCACUCAGCCAGUCUCUGCCUCCUUGUUUUAUAAUAUUGGCUGAAAGAUAACAAAAUAUCUUCUUUUUUUCUCUAAAUGUAGCACAGUAUACCUUUGGAGCAACAGACCAUUAUUCCACUCUUUGAUGAGAAGACUGAAGAGGUGUGUUAAAACUUCUGGUCAUUUUUUAAUUCUGUUAUGUAUUAUAAUGUUUGAUUUUUUUGUGUGUUUGAUUAUAGUUUCCACAGCAAAAUUCAAUUUGUGUAACACUCCUCCCUGCUGGUCAUUGUGUUGGUUCCGUCAUGUAAGUAUUCUAUAACAGUAUUUAUGUGUGACUGUAAAUGUAACUCAGGGAAGGUUAAACAUAAGCAUUAAGGUAAUGCUGGCCAGCAGUCUCCUUUGCUAUUUGUAUAUGGGGUGGUCGUAGGGCGUCACAAGGGCCAUGCUCCCAUUUAAGUCAAAUCAUUUUCCUCAUGUUGCCCUUCCCCAGCAGUUGGUAAAGCCCCCCCCCACCCCCUUCCAGCCUUCCCAUCCCUCUCUCACUGUACACUGUAAAAGUGCCUGAUAGUUGACCUUCACUCUGUUGUUAUGGUUACUGCCUUCUUGCAUCUCCUUUAACUUGUUCGGGCGUCUUAUCCACAUCUAUCUAUUUCUAUUAGUGAUUUGUCUCAAAGAACGUUGUAAUAAAUUCAAACCUUGGUUAUCUGGAUAAUGAUACCUAUAAUAGGUAAUUACUCUUGAUAAAGUUAUGUUGCCAUGGAAAUUUGGCCGAAAAGCAGCGCAUGUGUUAAAAGUGACAAACGGCGUUUAACUGAAUUAUGAUUGGCUUAGAGCUGUUUCCUUGCUAAUUGCAUAGUGCCUGACAUGAAUCUCUAAUGCAUUAAAACGAGAUGCAACUAGUGAGUUAAAUUACAUGUUGAGGAGGUACUGUUUAACUUUAUUGUCUGGAUUUGUCUUUGAUUAUGAUGUCCAUAGGUUCUUAUUUGAAGGCCAACAUGGGAGCGUCCUUUACACAGGUAAGAGAGGUUGAGAAAAAGAGUCUGCAGUUACCAGCUCUCUCUAGGACAGAUACCAUUGUUUGGAAGAUACUGCAUGUAGCUUUCCAUCUAAGAAAGAUUUCCGCCUUAUAGAGAGUCGAUUGCAACGGCUGAAGAACUACUGGAAAUUGCGGUCGUUUCGCCCGAAGGGGGCCGCUAGGACUUCAGACGAUUCGCCCGAAGAUAUGCAACACCCUUCAACAUGGUGAACCUUGGGUUUCACAUGUGCAGUCAUUGUCUUUCCAUGCUUAUUCCUUUUCCUCAGGCUUAAAGAACAACAAAUACACAUCGGACGAAUCGACUUAGUCUGGGCGAACUGCCAUCGGGUGAAACGAUCUGAUACCGCUACUGGGAUCAAUACUCCAUGUCCCCUUUAGGGAGUUGUCCGCCAUAAAGGCAGAUAGAGACACCUGUAGGGACAUAAAAAAAGGACUUUUGAACGGCAGGGAGCUACCGUUUUCGAGUUGUCCAUUUGACGUCUGUUAGAAGAGAGUUAGUUGACUGUGCAUGUGAUAAUGACGCAUGGAGGGGAAAAGCAUUGAACUAACAGGAUCAACUUCUUACGAACCGCGAAAAACAAACAAACAGCAUCAUCAGUUAUUGUGAUGGAGACAAAUAAAUGGUAGUUAGAUAGACAGGAAAUGUUGAAAGAGUCCUUGGAAAAAUUAGACAAAGACGUCAUGAAUUUAUUCACGUGCUCAUUAAACUUUAUACAGCCUUCUUUCGAGUUUGUGUCGCAAGAUCAAGGCUUUAAACAGAAAAAUAAAAAAUGGCCAAACUCGCACCAGAACAAACGAAAAACAGGCAACAUGUGAGUUAUUCUACAGGUUAUGGUUCAGGAAGAAGACGAGUUACUCAGCUCAUAUUCCUUUGCUUUGGUUAUUUACAGGUGACUUUCGUUUAGCAAAAGGUGAUGUGAAGAGGAUAUCCUUUUUUCAUGUUAAUGGCAGGUUUGUUCGUUACCUAAACCCCUUUUUUUGCCACUGAGAUACGAAGCUGUGUAAUACACCACGUUAUCCCAAAUGUUCAUUGGUUUGGGAUGCAAGUAUGUCAAGUAUUUAUUCAAACGAAGAUCAUUUCUAAUUUUAUCGUAUUAAAUUUAACUACGGAUUGGAAAAAGGCUUUGUCUCAGGUUAUCUUGUAGUUGGUUUGAAAGUCAAGAACUUGCCUUUUAAUUUGGAGUUUCAGCCAUGCACAGAAUUGAAUCCGGCAUGAGUGACCGUUCGAGUGGUGACAUAUCACCUUAAUUUUUGCCCCCUCGGUUAUUUCACAAAAUAUGUUUCGGGAUGAUAAAAAUGUUAUUGUAGAACAUUGUUUUUCUUAUAAACAUGCCUGCAACAAUUUAUUGAACUUUGAUGUUUACUUUCAAUUUCAGUAUAAAGGAUAUCAAGAGCAUCUACAUUGACACAACAUUUUGCCUGCCAAAGAUGAAGUCACUUCCCAGUCGGGUUUGUAUGUGUGUUUGCUUUAUCACACACAUUUAACUGAACGGGGCUUUGAAAUUCCUGAGCUGAUCACAGGUGACAGUUGAUAAAGUUUAUUUUCUUUUUUUUGUGUGUCUCUAGGAACAAAGCCGAGAUGCUAUCAUUGAACUGAUAGAUAGGUGAGUGAGCUGGUACUGUUUACAGACACUUCGCCACUAACCAAAUCGCCACCAAGAACGGACGACUCGCUAUCAACGAAUGACUGAAAUGAUUGACACAGUUAAAUACCUAGGAUUGCGUGGCAGUUUCUCAGAAACAUGAUCAAGAAACGGUUAAGAAAAAAUUUAUGUUCUUGAAAGUUCUGUAUACUUGGGACUUUUUGAAACAGUAAAGCUAAGUUUUAUUCUUGGUGGCGAGGUGACGGCGGCCAUAUCGCUGGCACUGAGCCUUUAGGUCUCCAUCUAGUACGGUCCUGAAUACGGUUAUUUCGGAAAGAAUAUUUCACUUUUGAGCCAGGGAAUAAAGUAAACGGCGCCUAAACUUUACUUGUCGGAUUUAAGCAGAGUUGAGACCAUUAUUGUUUUGGCUCAAACCUAUAUUUAUUUGUAUUUUUAAUCAUGACCUUCAAAUCAAGCCAAAAAGAACAUUGCCCAGACCCUAUUUCUCUGAUUUUAAUAAGUUAAACCUCGCUCGAUUUGACAUUUAAGCUCAACACUUUAUAUCUUGUCUCUAUUUUAUUUACGCGAGAAAAAUUUAGGUGCGUGUACACGCACGUAAAAAUUACGCGACAGUGGAAAUCCACCCCUAGGAAUAAAAAUAUCUUGGUUGUUGAAAAAAUUUGUAUACAGAAUUGGUGCACAUUUUGUACUUCAUACUAAAGAGCGUGCACCGAAAAAGUGGAUUAUUUCGGUCCCUUCCUUACUACUAUGUUACUGUACAAGACUAGUACCAAGUGAAGUAGCUAUUUAUGUAAUUUCCAGAUUGGUGGUAGAUUGAGGUGCUCAAGGGGACAUGGGAUGGGACAUGACGUCACUGAUUUUCCGCGCUUCCUUUCCGAUGUGUUCCCGUGCGAUUCUCCCGCACUGAAAAUCAAAGUCUUUUCGGUACAAACUCAAGCAGUGAAAUUGAAGUAAACUGCACAAAAAAUUCGAUCACUUCAAGAAUAGUUUGCGCGUGAACAAGAAAAUCAUCUUGGUUCUUUAAGCCAAGUACAUGGAACUAUCUACACCUCGACCGAACAAAAUUGUGUCAAAACGACCUGUAACCAAAUAAAUAACGACAGAGUACAAGUCUGCCUCUGUACCUGGGGAGUUUGUCAAAUAUACCUGUAAACCUCUUCAUAGGUGGUUUUCACGUGGUCCAGAACAUGUCGUGAGCCUACUAUGCAAAGGAAUGUACGGAUAUGAGUACCUACUCAAAGAGGUAGCCAUGAAGUAUAAAAUGAAGGUUAGUUUCUUACAGAGCUUCUUGCUUCUGCAAAUUGGCCGCCUGUAAGGGAUUCUUAAGCUGAUUCGUUGAGGGCUUGUUCUUUGUCCGCGCAAAUUGAUUAAGCGUGUCUGGCCACUGGAACUGGAGCCGAAAUGCGUCCCGCAAGGGUUUCUGGGAUCGCUACGGGUGACGCACCGGUCAGCUGUUGGCCAUUUUUUUUUUCCCUGUCCCUCGUGACAGUCCCAGAAGUCUUUGCAGGAGUCAACUCGGUCCAGUUUCCGUUAGACUUUUAGCAGACUCCUUCUAGUUGUCCCAAUAGUUACCGAAGUAGCGCGCGUAACAUACCCGCGAGAGGCGAAUGGGGUGACGCGCGUAAUACACCCCGCGUUGUUUUGCGGACGUGCUCGCUGGGAUAACAACUUGACGGAUUUCAAUUAUCGCUAGAUCCAUGUAAGUGCUGAAAGAUUGGCCAUGUACAGGUAUCUUCCAGAUAUGACUCCUUACUUCACCACUGAAGGACGAUCCACUAGGAUUCACGCUUGCAGUUGGAAGGUUGGCAGUUUCUGUUAAUAGUUACACGUGUUUAUCAGUAUGUCAUGAAAGUUAGGUUCUGUUCAUGUUCACACGUAGCGUGCGAUCAUGCUCUCGCUAUCUCUGUAUGUCUUUCGUGUAAGGUUGAAAUAUUUAUGGCAUUUUAUUGUGUAGCGAGAAAAAGGCCAGUCAAGCGUGAGAAAUCAAAACUGCAAACAUCUUUUAGGUUUGCUCGCUUUUCAAGACAAGAGUUGUUAUUGGUUAGUACUCAAUUCAAAUCAAAGUGUUCACGUUCUCUUUUUUACCCCUUCUUCCCCGUCCCCCCUCCCCGCAACCAUUCACUGUAUAUCCCUUGUGUGGGCACCCAUCAUGGGUCUAAGUGUCCCGUUCGUGUCUUUCCCUUUUGGGCAUUAGUCCAUUCUUUACCUUAUUUACCACUUUUUUGUAUCAUGUAUGUAUAUUUCAUUCAGUUUAAUCACGCCCAAUGAAUAACGUAUGGAAUAUCAAAUAUGGAAGAACACAUGUUGUGUACUUUAAUUUUUGUAGUCUAAGCGACACUGUGAAUCAGAUCUCCCCUGUGGAGUAACAACUCAGCCUUCCCUUAAGAUGAAAGUGCUGCGAAUAAAGCCAACAACCAUGUGGAUUGCACGUGACAAAGGACCAAUGCCAGCUGACUUCAGAAGGUGAAAUUGAAAAUAGUACGCAGAGCAUUGCAAACUUGAUCCAGUUUCCGUGCCACCUACAAUUGGCCAAGGAAGUUAGCGUCACGGAGUUUUGUGUUACUUUUCGCGCGUGACAUUUUUUGACCUUAGAUGUAGCCGAUCACGUUUCGAACACGUGAUCAUGUGACACUUUGAACGGAGUAGUUUUUCGAUUUAGAGAAUUGUAAUUUUGUUGAAGGCACGUGUAUCGGUUUAGAAGCCCGUUACUUUUGUGGAACCCUAUCGUUUUUGGCAAGUGUAUCGGAAUAGAAGCCCGUUACUGUAGAGAUCUGUUGGUUUCGAAUAAAAUCUAUCAUAGUUAGCGAUGGCUUGCACUUGCAAAUUUAGAAUUGCCAGUGAUCAGGGACCUUAAGAUACACCGUUCGUGUCAGCCUGUAGGUACCAAUAUGGGAACAUGUUUCCCACGUAUUUACAGCUAUUUCGAGAAAGGUUGUCGGAAAAAGUGCACGCGACAAUCCCGAAAUGUAUUGUGGGUGGUUUUGAGUUCACUGUUCUUCAUAGAAAUUUUGAAAGAAUGGCACGAGAGGCCAUGGACUAUGUUUUCGAGUGUUAAAGCGAAGCAGCAAAGGUAGGUUCGACAGUUACAGUCGUCAGAAACAGUGUAGUGAUUAUAUCCCAUAUUGCCUUUCAGGAUUGUCGCGUGCACUUUUUUCCGACAACCUUUCUCGACAUAGCUGUAUAUUAAAAGGGGACAAUGUUUACCCAUUAAAUGUCGUAUUUGGAUGAUCACUUUAGCCGGUCUUGUCGUUUCUUCUGGGAAACAAGUAAUCUACCCUUAUUUACGGCUAUCAGUACGGGUCAGAGUUUUAGUUACCCGUACGUGUACACGAAAACCGUCUUUAAUACCCUCCACCCUGCUGUAACUUCUAUGUUUGAAGAGUAAUUUCUUUGUCCCUACAGAUAUGACAAGGGCAAAAGACUGUGGAGGGUAGUUCAUUCGAUGCAUGCUUCAAUGGAAGAGGUAUACAUACGCUUUUGUACCUGCCUAUUUUUUUCUCCGUCCUUUGUUUUACCAGAACUAAUAAACAUGAACCAACAUGGGCAAACAAAUGUUUUCGUAUCAUGCAAUAGAUCUCUUACGCGAUAUUCCUCAGCACCUGAAAGACCUCAUUUUCCUUUUCCAAAGAAAUAAAACGUUAUUUGCUGUCAGAACAAUCCCUGAAAGUAACCUGAAUAGAAAUUUCAUUAUUAACUAUAACUUAAUUAUGCUGUUAGUUCUUCUCCCCUUGUCUCUCUCUUUUUUUUUACUAAACGAAUUGUAUUAGGGGCUAACUUGAAAACCUCACUGUUCCUUUAGCCUCUAGGCUCCAAAUAAUUAAUUACUAUUCCCUGUUAUCCCAUUGUAAAUUUGUAAUGUAUAUAACCUUUUUCUUGUAAUAAUUCCAAGUGUCUAUUUUUCCCAGAUACAGGAUCUAGUACGUUACCUUAAACCCUACCAUGUCUAUCCCAAUGUACCACCAGCGGGACUGGAAACAUUGGAGGACGCCUUUGAAAGGUACAGUACCCUGGCAAAUGACCUGGGUUAAAAACCUUCGCAAUUCCUGGGGGAAGAAGCAAAACUUGCCUUUUUUAAUUUAGCACUUGAGCGUCUCUCUUGAUGUAAAGGUAAAGAGUCCUUAUUUUACGUCGGUAGCUCGAAAUAGUCAUCUGACUAACAAACCCAAGGCCAAUGGUGAGCACAAAAACAUGUUUAUCGUGUGACGCGGGAUGAGAAAAGAAUAAUCUGCCUCUCAGAUACCAGUCAAACUGAACCCACUAUACUAGGUGUCGCUCUGGCGAUGAACUGCAGAGGGACCGAUGGCUGGUGGAGCCAUUUACUAGGUGUGCCAUGCGUUCCGCUAGGAUAAGGAAAAUCAAAAGCGACCGUUAUGGUGAUGGAUGUUUUCUGCACUUUUUCAUUUUCCCUUUUUGUUUUCCCAUACACUUAAAAACAGCUAACAGCCUCAAAUGUAACUGUGACCAGAUUUGUAGAUUCAUACAAGAUUCUGAUCGAGUUUGCUCCACCUUUUGAUAUUCAACAGACUCAGGGGACUCACUCGCCUUCGUGAGUGCGACUCUUGCAACCAAGAUGAAUCGGGCGAAGAACGCUUUCAUGAACAAGCUGCUUGUCACGACGCCGAGGAAAAGAAAAAAUGCGAAAAGACGGAAGGGUCAAUAAAACUGUUGCAGGUCACUGAACAAGUCCCUGACGAGAGAGGUAAGUGAUUUUCGAAAUGAGAAAACUGGAGAGAAAACCAGGAAUGUCUCUGGGGAUUUUGAGAUCUUCGAUCUUCUGAUUCGAAUUGAGGUUUAGAACCCGAGGAUAGCAAGGAAGGACUCAAGAACUUCAACUAACCUCGUUCCCAGGGGACCAAAAGACUUAAAACCUCAGAAACGAGGUUGGACUUAAAGUUCCGGUCCUUUAUACAAGGACUUUCUGUCGUGUCGGAUUUAGAAUAAGGAAGAUUUUCUUUGGUACAGAUUCCACAGAAUCCGGUAACAUUUUUUAAUGGUGUACGGUUUCACGUUAAUUGCGUUCGACCAAAAGAGAACGCAACCUGAUACUGUCUUAAUUUCAAUGUCGAAUAUCGAUGCCAGGUGGCCUCCCCAAAAAAAUAUUUGCAGAGGCAGCUUCGAUCAAGUGCCACUAUCGCCUUGGAACGAGUUUUUAAACGAGUCGAUGCACACUUAUCUUUAGCUAGGGAUCGAGUCAGUGUCGUUUUGCGAACGUUUACUGGCCCUAACGUCCCAGGUUAAGUUUUAGGUAUCUCUACAGUAUUGAUUUCUGUAACGUUGUUUAGAAAAUCUAAGGUUAUUCCCAAUCCUGAACCAAAGAUGAGGACAAACAACUGUCCACAGCUGCCAUUGGACUGUGCUCUUUCGUGCGGUAUAUAGUUAUGUAGUGGGUUCCCUGUGCCACAUUUUUUUUGUUACUAGUAUUUUCCUCUGAAUAAUAAACAUAAUAAUCAUAAUCAUACAAAUAUCCUUUCUUUUCACUUUACAGUUCUUGCACAAUGCCAAGAACUUGGAAUUGACGAGGAUGAGAACAUUGCGCCAGUUCGAAAAAGGCGUAAAGGCAAAGCAACCAACGUGAUUUUAGAGGAGAAGGCAUCCACAGCGUUACGACAAACAGCAGAGUCUGUGUGCAGCAGAGAUUGCACAGAAUUGCCAGAUGUUUGCAGUAGUAUGCCGGUGAGGUCAAGGAAUAAUCUGGCUAUGAUGAAGGGUGAUCAAAUUGACAGCAGGAAGUUCCGGGACGGUGUGACUGAAAGAAGUCCUAUUUUUCGUGACACGACCACGAGAUACCUUGAGUCAAGCAACACGUGUGACUCAGUGCCACUCCCUCUGUUGCGUGACAACUCCAAAGAACGGUGUGAUAACGAUGGGGAUAGCCAAAAACAACUUACACAGUUGGAUGAGGCGGCAUUAAACAAGUGUAGAACUGUGAUGAGGGAAGAUGAUCAGGGCAACAUCAUACAAGUUUUGAUUAGAGAAGAAUGGAAAUUUGCUCCCCAGUCAAAAGCUAAAGCACCUGACUCAGAAUGCUUCAGGAACGAGGUUGAACGCGCUAUGGAAGGAAAGAAUGGUGUUCUCUUUGAAAAUAAUGAUGAUAAUUCUUCUGAUCUAAAUGCAAGUCAGCCGAGAACAGAACUUCGUAAAAAAUCUAAUCCGGACAGCGUUGAUGAAAUACCAAAACAGACAAUAAGUGUCUUACCGGACAGUUUUAUUAUUGACAAAAAUACCGCAGCAAAGGAAUUCGUUCCGCAGGGUGCAGGUUCGGAGAAACCUUACAUCCAUGGAGGGAUAGGUGGGGAGUUAAAUGGAAGUUUGAUUGAUUUUGAUGUGCCUCCCUCCCCUGGGCAUGUUCCGCCACACCCUGAUAGGCUAUUUUCGAUUCAUAAGUCGAUUCACAAUGAUGAUGCUCAGUCCAUCACUAAAUCAUUGAAAUUUUGAAGAUUAUGAACUUUAUUUAGCGUAGGACACGUCGAAAAGAGCAAUAGGACAAUGAAUGAUUAUCGCGAGGAAAGCAUGUAAAGUAAUCGAGAUUUAUUAACCCUCUCAAUAGGCUGUUCACAGUCCCCUAUUUUUCCGUAAGAUCCUCGAGAUCGAGCACUUUGCGUUCCGGGCGGCCAUCUUGGAUGAGUGUCAAAUCUACUUAGGAGAUGGGGAUGUGUGAACAGUCUACCCACUCAAGCGCCUACCACGUUACCCGGUUUGAAUUUCUUUCGGCUUUUAUGAGAUUGAUUAUAUAAAAGGUGCUGGCAUUGAAUCACGAUACACGUAAAAUAUAUAAAGUUUGAGGUAUUUAUUGGAUUACGUAAUUGUAUUUAUUGCAAAAUGAUUGAAUAUUUAAUGUCUCGAAUUAGUGAACAUUUUUUGGAAAUUCGAAGUUAUACUUAGCAAAAAGAGCAAUUAAAGAGUGAGCGAAAGUGGCAGUUUGAUUACUUGUUUAAUGCAGCACAAUUAGAAUCAGUGACCAUCACAGGCAUUUGAAACCGCUGCAGGACAUUCAGCUAUACACAAGCAAGUAGCCUGCGUAGCAAGCAUUUCCGUGCGGUUUCGGAGCAAAGAACGAGGAACGAGAGUCAAAGAGCACGCGAAAAAUGGGGCGAGUAAAAGAGCGGGGGUUGGCCUUCCUUCCCCUCCACCUCCUCCCUUUCAUUUUUUGGCUGUCGUUCCAUUCUUAGUGCAGCCAAAACUGAAAAUUCUGUUCCAUGUCGUUCCUUGGUCUUUCUUUGCUCCGAAACCACACGGAAACACUUGCUACGUAGGCUAACAAGACAGUAACAGCUUGUAUAAUCCUCAGUGAAAUGUUUGCAGAAAUCACUAGUUUGGUGAAGCUGUCUUCCGUACCCGACUGCUGGUCUAGAGGAACGUUGACUCUAAUUUAUAACAUUUAUGACACUGUGCCAGUUUUAUGUGCAUAAUUACACAUCUCUCUGACAACAGGAGCCCAUUGACCCGCAAUGCAAAUUUCUGCUCGCAAAGGCACUUAAACAAGCACAUCAACCGACAGAUUUCGAAAGAUAUAUCUAUUUCCGUUCCCAUGGAAAAUGCCCGUCACGAUAAAACGAAUGUCGCAAAAAAAAUACGUCGUCGAACAAAUGCGAACUACGGUUUCGACCUAACUCCGACAGACUCGAAUUACUUACACUGAACAGUGUUUCAAAUGAAACCGUAUAACCAAAACAAAUGCAACGUCAGGAAUUUAGCUGAAAAGGCUAAGUCUCUUAAUUGUAUUAAAUAUGAGGUGCCAGAUCAGAAAGGUGCUGAUAUGUUGUUCGAGUACAGUUUGCACCAUUUUUCUUGUUUUGUUCUAUAUCAUGCGCUUACAGACCUCUUAUUGGAGUUUAAAAUCAUCAUGGAAUUUCAACGAGACACGUGUAUCAGUAAAGGUGGAAAGAGUUCCUUUGCUUUUAUGGAAGUCACGCGAACGCAAAACAGUGCUUGUUACAAACAGAACUUGCGAUCAAUAUUACCAUCUCCUUGUUCUUGUCAGUUCCGCGCCAGCUCAUUUGGAUCGAAGAGAAAACAUACGAAAAACAUGGGCGUUCGAUGAGCUCAAUCGACGUCUUUGGAAAACCGUUUUUAUUGUGGGACAAACUAAACUAAAAGCCCUGUCGCAGUUAUUGCUGAAGGAGGAAAAAGACUUCGAGGACCUAGUGCGUGGAGAUUACAAUGAUCACUACGAUAAUUUAACGUUUAAGAUACAAACAGGAUUCGAAUGGGCAGUCAACUACUGCGAAUUUUCUUUUCUUUUAAAAGUGGAUGACGAUUGUUUUGUUCACCCCUUGCGACUGGUGUCGUAUUUCAAUAGGCCUACAACGCCCAGCAAAGGCCUCUACACAGGCAACCUUAUGCACAAACUGAAACCUUUGAGACAUAAGGGGGGGAAAUGGUCUGUUACAUACGAACAAUACGAGGAUUAUUACUACCCUGAUUUUUGCUCAGGAUUUGGGUUUGUUUUAUCUCACGACGUAGUAGCUCUGUUCGUCGAGGUUCUAGACCUGAUACCAGUCUUCAGAAUAGACGAUGUUUACGUGGGUCUACUUGCAAAAGAAACUGGGAUAACUGCCACGCAUUCAACAGGUUUCGAACCGAGUGUUUCGAGUCCUAAUGAAUUAUGCAUUCCCUUGUCUAGUACACUUGUGAGGCACGGCACACUUGGAGAAUGUCUGGAAGAGAUUUUUAAACGUUCCAUUAUAAAAGCUGAGCAAGCAUGA
This is a messenger RNA of Porites evermanni, 12904 nucleotides long. Lineage: Eukaryota; Metazoa; Cnidaria; Anthozoa; Scleractinia; Poritidae. The record is from the annotation of a GenBank genome assembly.